Molecule: messenger RNA, 2061 nt
Organism: Rhizoctonia solani
Lineage: Eukaryota; Fungi; Basidiomycota; Agaricomycetes; Cantharellales; Ceratobasidiaceae
Product: mitochondrial distribution and morphology protein 34
Exons: 4
Coding region: 1-2061 (686 amino acids)
Biological process (GO): phospholipid transport; mitochondrion organization
Cellular component (GO): ERMES complex
Molecular function (GO): lipid binding
Source: RefSeq, a predicted model, not a curated record
AUGAGCUUCCAGUUCGAGUGGCCCAGAUUUAGCGAGAGUUUCCACCGCGAUGCCUGUCAAAUGCUCGACGCUGCUCUCAACAAGGGCAACAAACCGCCUAUCAUAGCAGACCGAAUCGAGGUUGUCGAACUCGAGAUGGGCAAACAGCCCCCGGAACUCGAGAUACGGGAUAUCGGCGACCUGACGGUGGACCAGUUUCGUGGAAUUUUCAGACUUAGCUAUGCCGGAGACGCCCAUAUUGUGUUGAGGACCAAAGUCCAGGCUAAUCCACUCAACAACAAAAAGUCCGAUUUCGAUGGCGUUCUAGGCACUUCGCGUGGCAUUCUCGCAGCUCAUCAGCCCCUCGUGGUCCCCAUGCAUCUGAGGUUAUCCCAUUUCAGACUAAACGCCUAUGUUGUCCUCGUCGUCUCAAAACAAAAAGGCAUCACCCUCGUAUUCAAGACCGACCCGCUCCAGAAUGUAGAAGUCAGCAGCACAUUCGACUCGAUUGCCGUUAUCCAAAAGUACAUCCAACGCGAGAUCGAAGGUCAGUUGCGGGAAAUGUUUCGAGAAGACUUGCCCGGGAUUAUCCAUCGAUUAAGCCAACGCUGGUUGGCCGGCAGAGCUAAAGUCGAGACUCCGUAUGCCCAGAAACCAAGGGGGCCGAUCUCGAGCUUGCCAUCUGUGGCCGAGCACGAGCCGACGUCCCCCCGAGCUUCCGAACGUCCGCUCCGGUUCCCGACGGUCGGCCUCCAACCGGCGCUCUCGACGUACUCACUCCCUACCCCUGCAGGCCUCGCGGCGCUCAGGCCCAGGUUGUCUGUCGCACCUUCGAUGGCUGGGAGUGGACGCGGUCGCCAACCAAGUUCGUCCCUCAAUUCGCCAACUACCUCGUCCCUACCUCCACUCGUUCCCUCACCCAUCGACCCACCCGAAACCCCAGAUUCCGAUAUAGACCAAGAGCACUUUGAUCCUACAUACGGUCUCAGGCCUGAAGGUCUGCCAUCUAAAAGCUCGUACUCUGGCUUUAGCAAGCUCUAUGUUCAGAACCGAGGGCUUGGCGACCUUACGGACGGCACGAGCAGCGUUAGCCGACCGAGCUCGGUGCAAGAAGAAAGCGCGUAUUGGGAAGAAGACUCGCCCGACUUGUCGGAUGGCCAUGACGAGCCUGGCGACGAGUACGAAACCAUUCCUGCCGUUGGAGGAGGAACCAUCACCCGGCCGAAAGCAACCGGCUCGGUCGCGUUGCCGCCCAAACCUGCAAAAUCUCUACUUUCACCAUUCCAGUCCGAGUCGGGGCGUGGUCGAAAGAUGUAUUCGAAUCAUCAGAGUCCGUUGAAGCAGUGGGUCGGACACCAAGAGGCACUACGAAGACAGAUGGGCCUGGGUCAAGCAGGAUCUGUUUCACUCCCUACCACCCCGCCACCCCGUGCUCCUCUUUCGCGCGCGGGCUCGAAUAUUCGAUAUGAACCUCAGCAUCAGCACCAGCACCAGCACCAGCAUGAACGCCGACGGGGCGCGUCUUCGUACUUUGGAUCGAGUGCACCGACAGGAUCGCGCUCGAGCGUUGCGGGACGAACCAUUUCCACCCCUCCGUCUUCCGAGCUCCCAGCAAGCGGUGGGGAGGAGCCGGCCCUGAACCGAAAGCGGUCAUUGUCCCCAUCCAUGGUCAGCCCUACCUACUCGCGCGAGGUCAUGCACUACAACAACGACGACCCGAACGUUGUCGACCCUGAGCCCGAAAUCGUCCUGCGCCCGGGGUUGAAUACGACAGUGACCCAGCUGAGCGCAUUGAGCCAGACAAAUCAUACACUUUCGUUGUUUGCGCCCAGCGUGCAGGGCGUGACCGUUCGUAGCGUUCCAAGAAGACCAGGCGGAAGCGUGAGCGCGACGCCACACGCGGAGAGGGUCCCUGUUAAGGCGCGACGAAAACGUGUGUAUCGGGUCGGAAAGAAGAAAGAAGACCCGUCCGAGCAGGGAUCUCAGGUUCCUCUGUCGCCUACGACAUCUCAAUCCGAGUAUGGUCACUAUUUCAGGCACCCCGAGUCUUUAUACGCACGAACCGAUGACGAACGUUUCUAA